Ananas comosus (pineapple) is the source of this 1780-nucleotide messenger RNA. RefSeq names its product cytochrome P450 71A1-like. The record is from RefSeq and is a predicted model, not a curated record. Gene Ontology annotation, molecular function: monooxygenase activity; oxidoreductase activity, acting on paired donors, with incorporation or reduction of molecular oxygen; heme binding. The coding region runs from base 77 to 1606 and encodes 509 amino acids. The transcript has 2 exons. Lineage: Eukaryota; Viridiplantae; Streptophyta; Magnoliopsida; Poales; Bromeliaceae.
AGCAGAUGCCAUAAAUACAUAGCAGAUGCAUUAGCUCUUUUACUUCACAACUGAAACACCCCAAAUUAAGUUUCUAAUGGCUCUUCCUGACCUGAUUGCCUCCCUGCAGCCUUUCCUUCUUGUUCUCCUACUCCUCCUUGUUUUACUCAUCGCAAGAAGAAACAAGACCAGUCCAUCACUAAAACUUCCCCCGGGCCCUCCCACGCUCCCAUUAAUCGGCAACCUCCACCAGUUAGGGAGUGUCCCCCACCGCUCCCUCUCUCGGCUCUCGCAGCGAUACGGCCCCCUCAUGCGCCUAAAACUCGGCAGCAGGCCGACCAUCGUGGUCUCCUCUGCCAACAUGGCCCAGGAGAUCCUAAAGACGCACGAUCUGGAGUCCUGCAGCCGACCAUCCCUGACCUCGUAUACAAAGCUCUCCUACGCUUCCGCGGACAUCGCCUUCGCGGCGUACGGAGAGUACUGGAGAGAGCUCCGAAGAAUUUUCAUCAUUGAACUUCUCAGUGCCAAGAAGGUUGCCUCCUUUCGAUCCAUUAGAGAAGAAGAGGUGGAAAGAACUAUGAGCUCGAUAUCCUCUUAUUCUAGCAGUUCUCUCCCCGUCGAUUUGAGCAAAGAACUGAUCGCGCUCACGAGCACAAUCACUUGUCGCAUGGCUUUCGGAAGGAGCUACUGUGACAUCGGCAGCAGGUUUCAGAUGAUUCUGAACGAAGCGCAAGCCAUGCUCGGGGGAUUUUUCAUCGCGGACUACUUUCCUAUCAUUGGAUGGGCCGACUGGCUCACAGGGAUGCGAGCGAGGCUCGAGAAGAACUUUACGGAUCUUGAUCGGUUCUACCAACAAGUCAUCGACGAGCAUCUCAAUACAGGGCAGCAGCAGCAGCAGCAGCAGCAGCAGUGUGACUCUGGUGAAGACUUCGUGCAUAUAUUACUGCGCAUGCAAAAGGAGGAGAAGAGUCUAACUGCAGACAAGAUCAAAGCAGCCCUUAUGGAUGUUUUCAUUGGUGGGAGCGAUACGUCGUCAGCCACUGUGGUAUGGUCGAUGACGGAGCUAAUGAGGCACCCACAAGCGAUGAAAAAAGUUCAAGAAGAAGUAAGAAGCGUCGUCCGGGGAAAAGAAAAGGUAAAGGAGAGCGACAUCGACAAACUACGCUACCUCAAGUGCGUUGUGAAGGAGACCUUGCGGUUGCACCCGGUGGCUCCCUUGCUGAUCCCUAGAGAAACGUUGCAGCAUUUCAAAAUCGACGGCUAUGACGUCCCGCCCAAUACAAUGAUAUACAUCAAUGCUUGGGCGAUUGGAAGGGACGGGAGUUACUGGGAAUCGCCGGAGGCAUUCAAGCCAGAGAGGUUCACGCAUAGUUUGGAUCUCGAGUUCGCGGGAAAGGACUUCAAUUUGAUACCAUUUGGGGAAGGUCGCAGGAUCUGCCCCGGGAAGAACCUCGGGAUAAAAACGGUGGAGAUCAUGCUCGCCAACCUUCUUUACUCCUUCGACUGGGAACUUCCAACGGGAAUGACGAGGGAGGAUAUCAACAUGGAUGAGGCGCCGGGUGUUGCUGUGCACAAAAGACAUGCUCUCCGCCUUCUCGCCACUAGAUAUAGCAGCAUCAAUAGCUAAAAUAUAUACAUAAAUACACCACUGUGCAUCUAUGUAUCAUCUCUCGACAAUCUACCUAUAUUUAUUAUGUAUUUUACUAGCUAUCUUAUGUGUACAAUUUGCAAAUCAUAUGCUUAUACCUCACAACUUCUCAGGAGUACAAAAAUUAAUUUAUCAAUAUUUAAGAAUUGGGUA